Molecule: messenger RNA, 2261 nt
Organism: Desarmillaria tabescens
Lineage: Eukaryota; Fungi; Basidiomycota; Agaricomycetes; Agaricales; Physalacriaceae
Product: glycoside hydrolase family 79 protein
Exons: 9
Coding region: 140-1846 (568 amino acids)
Source: RefSeq, a predicted model, not a curated record
CUUGUGCUACCAUGCGAACAAGGGUCUUUGACCGCACUGCAAACGAAUCCCAUACUUUUGGGAAGCUCGCCGCCGCUCCUUGCGCCAAUUUCUUCGAUUAUUACAUCCCUACUGACGUGAACUUCGCGAGAUCAUAAAUAUGCGCUCUUCUUUAUCUAAGCUUCACCGUUAUGGCUGUCUCUAUUGGAUCACAGGACUAGGUAUUUUCGUAUAUAUCCUCUAUCAGAGGCGCAGUUACUGCUGCCAAAGCAUGCCUUAUUUCUUUCAUCAACCUUGGUUUUUCUGCUUUUCUUCCUUGCUGGCCUCUACAGCGUCGGUAGCCGUAGAGGUGUCCCUACCACUCUCGGCGCCACCCAAUGCUCCGAAACUCUCUCCCAGUCUCCUGUCAUUCUCCAUCGAGCAGGAUAGAUGGACAGACUGGUCUGGCACGACCUCGAGGAACCAGUUUCUAUACAACGCCUUGGAUAAUCUGAAAACCCUUACUGGGGCACCACCUAACAUCAGAAUUGGAGCUGACAGCGAGGAUCAUACUAACUUCAAUCCUAACGUCGAGUUUUCAGAGACGAUCUUCCCUGCUAUUUCUACGACGGUUCCUUAUUCCGAAGCCACAAAUGUCACCGUUGGUGACGGUUUCUAUCAAGCAGCCAGCUUUCUUCCCUCUGGAACACAUGUAACAUGGGGCGUCAAUUUUGGACAGAAGAACCUCACUGCGGCAUAUCUCGAGGCGCGUUCGAUUGCGAAAGCGUUUUCAUCCUCUGCUAUGAAAGAUGCUGGAGUCACUCUUGAUUUUGUGGAGAUCGGUAAUGAAGCUGACUUGUAUGUCAACAACGGUGCACGUCCCUCCAACUGGACUCCCGUUAAUUAUACGCAAGAGUGGAUUGUGUUCGCCAAUAACGUUUCCAAAGCUAUAGGAAUUUCAUCGGCAUCCCAGACAAAAUUCCUCGUUGGCGGCUUUGCUGGCUCGUCUCACUCAACCACCGGCUUCUCGCCACAGGCUAUCUACGCCGCUGGUAUACUCAACUCUGAACCGGGCGCCUUCAUUACGAGUUUUUCGGAGCAUCGGUAUUCAGGUUCCUUCUGCGAAGGUAGCGGCGGUCUUCUGCAGGAUCUGAUGACGAAGAGUACCAUCCGUGGAAAUCUUUCGAUCUUUACCCCAGACAUCGCAGAAACGCGCAAACGAGGCCUGGAUUAUAUCCUUGGAGAAACUAACAGUUACGCCUGCCAUGGCGCACCAGGCGUUAGCAAUACCGCUGGGGCUGCGUUAUGGACGUUGGAUUACGCUUUAUAUGCGCCACAGUUGGGAAUAUCCCAGGUCUUUUUCCACGAAGGCGUAGGAUACAAAUACAACUUGAUCCAGCCCGCCCAACUGACCAGAUCCAUCCUCAAUGGUUCCACGCUCGCCGAACCUGUGGCGCCUCAUGUCCAACCCCAGUACUAUGCCGCAAUUAUAAUCGGAGAGGCCAUGGGUAACUCUGGCCAGACUCAGGCCGUAGAGUUGUCAAUAGCCAAUUCUCGUAUCGCCGGAUACGCUUUUUACGAAGGCGGUGUUCUCGUCCGGGCCGUCCUCAUAAAUUCUCAAGCAUACCUGAAAACACAAACUACCCCUCGGUCGAGUAUUCAUCUCGAUCUCGGGUUUUCGGGGAAUGGACAGCUCCCGACAACUAUGCAGGUCAAGAGACUAGCAAUCGGGCAUGCCGACGACGAUUCGGGGCUAACCUGGGGCGGUCAAACUUAUGAAACGAGCGAUGCGCGAGCACAAGGGGAGCUGAAUAUUGAGACCAUUCAGGUUGCAUCUGGAUUGGAUAUCGCUGAAACAGAAGUCGUCCUCCUCUACUUUAACUUUUAAAGUUGUCCGGCUACGUCAUGAUCUUUGUCUUGUUCUCAGAGAUAUAGCACCUCUUGUCUCGCCUGCCUAUGAUACAGGCGAUGAAUUAACCGUUGUUACGAUUACUAGUUGUUUAUGUUUCUGGGUUCAUGCCUAAUUCUCUUCACUGGAACGUGUCGGAUUUAGAUCCUGGUCAAGGAGAUAGGAUUCGGCGUCUUGAUUUCCACGGAAUUCGUCAGCUGCAGAUGAAUGGAGUGAGAAUUUCAUCCACGACUUACACGUCUGUGGAAUAGAGUAAGUUACUAGUAUCAUUGUUUAGUCGACACAACAUCGAAACUGCCUGAAUUCGGUAAAGCAUAGACAGAACGCCUAUCGCCGAAGCUUUGUUUUUUCACUUUUCUUAAUCUAUAGCCGAAUAUGAUAUGUUUGUACCACG